This is a messenger RNA of Nelumbo nucifera (sacred lotus), 889 nucleotides long. The record is from RefSeq and is a predicted model, not a curated record. NCBI's taxonomy places the organism in Eukaryota, Viridiplantae, Streptophyta, Magnoliopsida, Proteales, Nelumbonaceae.
GGUUCGGUAUACAAAGGCCAUAUUCUCUCCGCCCGAGAUUCCUGCUUGAACAUCGACGGAGUGAGAGCUCGUCAGCUGGAAAAUUUCUCGGUUGAAGGUUGUCUGAGGCACAUUAACUACAAUGUUAAGGGUGGAUGCUUUUAUUUGCUUGGUUCAGAAGAAAUCCUUUAUAAAGCUUUAUACCUGCUUGUCAAGCCCCCAUGAAGUGGAUAAUAGGCAUAUGCUUCUGAGUACUUGGAAACGCAAGCAAAAUGGGUUCAAGAUUCUCGUGGCUUGUUCUGCUGGUCCUCAUCCAACUGCCAAUUCUUAUCUCUCCACAGGGACAAAUACUGAGAAAGAAAGCAGUGCUAUUGAUUGUGGCCUUGAAGAAUUUAGUUGGCCCUCUCCAAAUGAUGAAAUCCCAUUUUGGAAGAAGGAUUUUCCUUUAUGGGAUGUUAGCCAAGAAGUUUUUGAUGACACAGAGAAAGAUCCUGAUCUUAUGCACAUAAUUCAUGCCACAGCUGAAAUGGCACCAAUAGCAAAAGUUGGUGGGCUUGGAGAUGUUGUAACUGGUCUUGCCCGGGCCUGUUUAUUGCGUGGACAUAAAGUGGAUAUAAUGCUUCCUUUCUAUGAGUGCAUUCAGAAGCAGCAAAUUAAUGGAUUGGAGUUAAUGACAACAUAUAAUUCCUAUCACGAUGGACAAUGGGUCCCUACUAAUGCAUAUCGUGGGGUAGUUUCGGGUAUCCCAUUGAUAUUAAUUGAACCAUCCAACCAUUUCUUCAAGGGUCCUGCUGUAUAUGGAGGUUGUUACAAUGAACUGGAGGCAUAUCUGUUCUUUAGCCGUGCUUGCCUUGAGUGGAUGCAGGUUAAGUUGAUUACAUCUAUCUUCUCUUGACCUCUUUAAUUAUUA